AUGUCGCUCACCCGCUCACCCUCCUUCACUAGCGUCCGCAGCUGGUGGUCCGAUGCCAACUCGCUCGGCGCCACUGUCAACCUCCACUCGGUGGCCAAGCCGCUCAUCAGGGUGCUGUACGAUAUCGAGGUCCGGAGACUGGUGAAGGCGACGCGUCUGCAGGAGGUCAGCGCAGAGGCUUUGGAGAUGUGUUUUGCCUUUCUAAGAUGCCGAUCCGUGGCUUCCUCAACGAAGGCUUACUUGUUGCAGGAGAUGGGGAAACGAUUGCCGGAAAUACGGAUGUCUGAUGUGGAGCAGCUCUUCCCACUGUUAGACGAUGUGAUUCCAGAGCUUUUUGGCUCUCCGUCAUCCCAGAUUCGAGGCGCUAUGUGCUACUUCCUAACUCGUCUGUGCGAGAAGCAUGGUCCACUCCCCACAAACAUUGUCUCACACUGUCUGGAAGCAAUCCCCUUCUUUGAUUCCAGUGCAUCGCAGCUUUACGGCUGUCUGUGCACGUCCGUCCCCAGCGCACUUCUGGUUUCUGACUCCAUCGGUUCCCAGCUUCUCCCAUCAGCCGCCAUCGACGACAUCCUGCGGUACAAUUUCUCGAUACUCCUCGGACACUGGACCGUAACCGACCUGUGCAACGCUAUCUCCCCCGAGCGACCGACGACAUCGAACGACAUUUCCGAGACGCUGCCCCGACGUAUCUGCCCUCGCGACAUCCUCGCCGACAGCGCCCUCGCUGCCUUGCGGCAGACCAUCCAUUUGAGCGAAACCGACUGCGAGACCACCCUUCUCUGCACAGCCCCAGCCAUUGUCCACGCCGAUCGCGAUACGCCUCUCCGCCGCGAGUUCGCCUGUCGCCUCGCUGCGGGCCUCCUCGCCCACGCGUCUGGGUCGCGCGAGGCCUUCCUGCUCGAGUCGAUGAUGCUUUGCCUGCAGGAAGUGGCCUGGCAGGAGUGCUGUGGGCAUGGGGUGAAGUGGGCUGCCGUGCAAGCGCUGCACCAGAUUGCGCUCAGCAGGACGAGUGUCCUCCGCGCAGGCAGCGUGUCUUUCCGUAUUGUCUUGACUUGA
Messenger RNA from Mycena indigotica, 1056 nucleotides. RefSeq lists its product as uncharacterized. The transcript has 5 exons. The coding region runs from base 1 to 1056 and encodes 351 amino acids. The record is from RefSeq and is a predicted model, not a curated record. Lineage: Eukaryota; Fungi; Basidiomycota; Agaricomycetes; Agaricales; Mycenaceae.